AUUGUAAUUCAACGUAAAGUUGUUGCUAAACAAUUUAUUUCUCAAUUCGCUAGAAAAAAUGGAAAAAGGUGCACCGCAAAACAAUGCUGACGAGGAGGCAAAAGUAGAAGUUCCACCUCCAGCUCCGAAAACCACAUCCGCCGAGAGAGCUCCUGAGAAAGUUUCAGCCGAAAAAGCUCAGGAACAAGAGAAAUCCGCUAUGGGCUCAGUGCCGAUUCCGCCAGAAAGAGAGAAACAUAUUAAAGAAAGAAAGACCGGAUACGAGUAUUCAAUUGUUACAAUCAACUACAAGCCUGGAACGAAGUUUGGAUUGGGAAUCAAGAACGUCUUCAACAAGAGUAUCUAUGUGAUUAAAGUUGAAGAGAAUUCACUUGUCAGUGGAAUAUUCAACGUGGCUGAUCGUAUCAUUGAUGUUGAUGGGGAACCAGUGUAUGACAAUGCAAAAUGCAAAGGACUUCUUGUCAAAGCAUUGAAAGAGAAGAAAGUUUGCACGUUGUUGAUUGAACGAGGAAUCACUGAGAGUGCAUUGAAGGAUGCUACUAACGAGAUGAAUGAAGAGCACACUCAAUCUGUCAUGGCCCCACCUGAUGUGAAGAGUAUCAUGCGUAAGCUUGAAGCUCACAAUUUCCUUCGUAAAUCUCCAUCUUGUGAAAGUGCGGCUGCUCCAAAUCCAGUUCCCAGUGCAAUGACGAAAAAUAAAGAAGGCAAAGGAGAGAGAAAGGCGUGUAUUUUGGAAGAUGGUCACAAAUCUGUCAUGAUUCGUAUGGAUAACGAGGAGAAUCGAAACAAGCUCAAGAAAGUGGAACCCAAAGAGCCACCGAGAAGACUUGAUCCUAAGACUCCACCGAAACCAGCGGCACCUGAACCAAAACCGGAAGGAAAAUAAUAUAUUGAACUUCAAUGCCUUACUUUAGAAUGAAUAAAUGGUUCAAUGACA
Caenorhabditis elegans is the source of this 937-nucleotide messenger RNA. It is a transcript of the gene F40F9.3, whose product is annotated as PDZ domain-containing protein. Lineage: Eukaryota; Metazoa; Nematoda; Chromadorea; Rhabditida; Rhabditidae. Bases 59 to 886 code for a protein of 275 amino acids. The record is from RefSeq and is marked reviewed. The transcript is spliced from 5 exons.